Molecule: messenger RNA, 339 nt
Organism: Strongylus vulgaris
Lineage: Eukaryota; Metazoa; Nematoda; Chromadorea; Rhabditida; Strongylidae
Source: the annotation of a GenBank genome assembly
AUGACUGAAAUUCCCGUUGAAAAUCUUCUCGGUGCAGAAGGUGAAGGAUUCAAAGUAGCUAUGAACAUCCUCAACAAUGGCCGAUUUGGAAUUCCAGCUGCUUGCACUGGAGCCAUGAAGUUUUGCAUCCAAAAAACCGUAGAUCACAUCACUCAACGUGUCCAAUUUGGUCAAACAUUGCAAGAAUUCUUCAACGUUCAGGAAAAGCUUACCAAUAUGAUUGCUCGUCACUACGCAACCGAGUCGAUUGUCUACCUCCUUGCUUCUAAUAUGGACCGUGGCGUUCAGGAUUAUCAAUUGGAAGCUGCCAUUGGCAAGGUGGCCGCAUCGGUGGGUUAA